UGGGUAAAGGUGAUACUUCCUCCUCUUCUUCUUCUUCUAGGGGCGGGGCGUGUGAAACUGUAUUGAGGCUAUGCGUGUGUAUUGUGAUUGCAAUGGAUUUAUGUGCAGCGUUAUUUGGUUGGAUGGCAGAGAGAAGUCAAGAUGAAGUGAAGAGCGUUGGUGCGCUGGGGUUUGAGUGUACGAAGAGGAGAAACCACAGCGCUUAUGCGCUGGGGUCACUGGCAGCGCAUAUGGUGGGAAUUGGUCAUGUGGCGGCCCUCUGCCUUGGACGCUGCUUGUGGGUGCCAGGGUGUUGGGAAUGUUGCUGUGGCUCCGGACUCAACCCUCCAACAAAUACUAUGUCCUGGGUUGCGUGGGGGGCAAUGUGGUUAUCUUUCGUGAUGGCAGAAGUCCUGCUGGUGCGGGCAACGAAUGAGAACAAAAAGUCGUCCACAAUAUCGUGUCACAUCUCUACCGAUGGGUGGCUCAAGUGGGGAGCAUAUGCUGCCCUUGCCCACCUCCUCUCUGCAAUCGCAUUCCGUUUCUAUGCAGCUAAAGCCUACACCCCUUCUCUACCCGCCACCCACUCCACAGCUUGAGACUAUCGCGCGAUCAUUCUGUCAUUGGGAGGGAGAUAAUUGAAAAUUUAUAUAUAUUCUCUCAUGGAACAAUAAGAAUUGCUACAAUGAAUCCCAAACUUUACAAUGUAACGUUGAAGUAAAUGUUAUUAUCACUCGAUCGUUAAAUCGUUUAACUGUCAUAUACAUCAGCUCCAAAUAUAUCUACAAGGUUUGAAAUCCCAAUCAAAAGGCACUAUGCCAAAUCAAGAAGCAUUAAAACCACAAAUAGAGGGAUUGUGAUCGAGGAAAGCUGCCUAAUGCUUUCAUGUAGUGGUCUCUGCUCUAUCCGCAUAUUAUCGUGUAUGGGAGUGAGUUGUAACCUAUCUUGACUGUUUUUUAGAAAAAGUACCUUAUAAGGGCAGAAUAGAUGUGUUCGUUUUCAUCUUUUUUAUUUUCUAAUGAACUAUUACUUUCUAAUUUACUUCAGCUAAAAAAAGCAGGGGGAGUCAUAUGGUUCGAUUAAUUACCCACCAACCUCAUGUGGUAGAAGACAAAUCAAUAUACUCUUCAUCAUAUAGAUUUCUCUCAUGAAGUUAUCUCACACUAAACAUAUGUCCAAGAAUCAUCAUUAAUUAGGGAUGCCCCAAAGUUUAAUUAAUUCCAGAGAAUUGAAAUUCCAAUGGUAAUCAUGAGAGUGUGCCCGAG
Cuscuta europaea is the source of this 1244-nucleotide messenger RNA. Lineage: Eukaryota; Viridiplantae; Streptophyta; Magnoliopsida; Solanales; Convolvulaceae. The record is from the annotation of a GenBank genome assembly.